AUGCUAGAUAAAGACUUGUAAUAUGGCAGAAGCGCGAGAAAUAAUGAUCAAUGUCAAGUAUUUUAAUUGAGAUCCAUUAGAGACUACUUAUGAAUCUUAUUAUGGAGAUGAAUUAUUUUAUGAAUAAGAAAUUUUGGGGACAAAUCUAUAGCAUAUUCAGACUUGGAAAUGAAUUAAUUCUUUAAGGUUCUUUUUUGAUGACUCAAAAUUUAUUUAUUAAACUAGCAUAACAUGUUAAGAUUAAUCAGGAACUUAAGAAACUUAUCCAUUUUAUUUUGGAAGAAUUUAAAUCUAUAAGAAAUAGACUUAGCAUAAAAACCAAAUGGCAUUAAUAUCGUGGCUGGAACAAAAUUAAUUUGAUCCACUAGGGAUUUUCUUUAAAAAAUAUGGACAAACUUCUAAUUGUUCUUAAUUCAUUCAAGGAAUGUAAGACUACAGGAAAUGAAACAAGCAUAUUUGGUUGGAUCAAUUUAUUAUGCUUUCAGUGA
Paramecium pentaurelia is the source of this 488-nucleotide messenger RNA. NCBI's taxonomy places the organism in Eukaryota, Ciliophora, Oligohymenophorea, Peniculida, Parameciidae. The record is from the annotation of a GenBank genome assembly.